AUGGUUUCACUUUCUAAUUUAUUAGUGUGUUUGGGAUUAGUAGUAGUUCCAACUACCCUUGCAUUUUCUGAUACUGCACCAAUUAUCAUUCAUUCCAACAACCAGGAUGCGCUUGAAAGCAACCAUAAAUAUAUCACAAAAUUUGUUGAUGUUAAAUCAAAAGUAGAUGAAAUCAUUAAGGAAAGCUGUAGUGACAAAAACAGCAAGUUAUUUAUUUAUCAAAUCGAGGAUUUAAGUAUUGAAUCUGAUUAUUCUUGGUUGUUGAACAAAGGGAGCUAUCCUAAUGUAUUAUAUCAUGAAAAAAAUGAAGCCAACUACGAUUUUAAUGGUAAAUGUGAAGAAAAGGAAUCUGGUACGGUUCAAUUUAGUGUUUUGAAGACUGGCUCAUUGCAAGAGAUAUACGAAAAGCAUAAAGAAAACAAAAACGAGGUAUUUAUUAUCCAAGUAUUACCUAAGUUCACCAGUGGUCAUUCAUUAAAGGCUAUUAAGGAAAAAAUGUACAACUUAUACAAUGAUGAAGAUAUUGUGAUUAGUAGCAAAAGAGAUAAACAAAGUGACAAUGAAAAUGAUGCCGAAAUCGAACAAGAAAUUGAGCGUGAUUUUGAAGUUGCUGAAUCCUUAGCUUCCGAGGAGUCAGACCCUGUCAGCAUUUUCGAUACUGAUAAACAAAAUAAGAAUGGUACAGUAGUUAAACAUGAUAAUUUAUUUACAAAGUAUCAAUUUUUCACUUCCGGUAUUUGGUCAGGAAUCAUCAUUUCAGGAUUUUUAUUGGUUAUUUUGUACAAUGCUUUGAGUUGGCUUUCUAGUUUGGAAAUCACUUAUGCCUCGUUUGAAAAACAAAUUGAUUUUGAUAAAAAAAAUGAAUAA
Molecule: messenger RNA, 867 nt
Organism: Candida albicans SC5314
Lineage: Eukaryota; Fungi; Ascomycota; Pichiomycetes; Serinales; Debaryomycetaceae
Gene: ABG1
Product: Abg1p
Exons: 1
Coding region: 1-867 (288 amino acids)
Biological process (GO): fungal-type cell wall biogenesis; (1->6)-beta-D-glucan biosynthetic process
Cellular component (GO): endoplasmic reticulum membrane
Source: RefSeq, a predicted model, not a curated record